AUGGACUCUUUCACCAUUUCCAAUAUACCUAGAGGAUCAAACAGGCUUUGGGUGCACUUUUCAUCAUUGUGCUUUAUAUCUUUCUUGGGAAUAUAUCUCCUUCACAAGGAAUACAAGGUUGUCCUUAUGAAAAGAAUUCAACAACUUCGUAACCUAAGGAAUCAACCGAGUCAACUCACUGUUCUUGUUCGACAAGUUCCUUUAUGCGAUGAACACAAAUCACUUAGCUGCAGUGUUGAUCAUUUCUUCUCCAAAUACCACCCUAAUGCUUAUCAUUCCUAUCAAAUUCUAUAUGCUGGAAACAAUCUUGAGGAGUUACCUGUUGCUUUUGUAACAUUUCGGUCACGUUGGGAUGCUGCCCUUGCUGCCCAAACACAACAACAUCCAAAUCCAUUAUUGUGGAUCACUCAAAUGGCUCCAGAACCUAGAGAUGUAUUGUGGAAGAAUCUAUCAAUCCCUUAUAAGCAUUUGGUACUUUAUAGAACUGGAGUAAUUGUCACAGAAAUUCUUUUCACUAUAUUCUUUGCUAUUCCAGUAACUGCAGUUCAGGGAAUAACACAGUUUGAAAAACUAAAAAAGUGGUUCCCUCCAGCCAUGGCUGUCCAAUUGAUACCAGGAUUGAGCUCGGUUAUUACAGGAUAUCUUCCAAGUGUGAUUCUUAGUGGAUUUGUUUAUGUUGUUCCUUUUGUUAUGAAAGGAAUGGCAAGAAUAGCAGGUUAUGUUUCAAGAAGUCAACAAGAACAAAAAGCUAGCAACAUGGUUUUUUAUUUUUUAAUGGGAAAUGUCUUUUUUUUAACCGUUUUAUCCGGAUCUUUACUUGAUCAAAUUGGGAAAACUUUCAUUCAUCCAAAAGAUGUCCCAAGUCGCCUUGCUACAGCUGUCUCUGCUCAAGCAGAUUUUUUUAUGACAUACAUUUUGGCGAGUGGGUUAUCUGGUUUUUCUCUUGAGAUUCUUCAACCUGGAUUACUUACAUGGGAUGCUUUAAAAAUACGUACAUGGGGUCGAGGAAAAAAGAAAUCCAAUUAUCUUUCUUCAUUUCCUUAUUAUAGAGUUAUUCCCUUUGUUUCUCUCUUUUUACUUGUUGGCAUUGUGUACUCCAUCAUUGCACCACUGCUUCUUCCGUUUCUAGUUGUCUACUUUCUUCUCGGAUACGUGGUAUUCAUUAAUCAGAUGCAAGAUGUGUAUGAAACAACAUACGAGACAUGUGGGCAGUAUUGGCCCCACCUUCAUCACCAUGUGGUGGUUGCCAUCAUUAUCAUGCAAAUCACCAUGAUCGGUCUCUUUGGACUAAAGUCAAAACCCUCUGCAUCUUUUGCGACAAUACCACUCCUUGUUUUCACUAUAGCUUACAAUGAGUAUUCCAAGUUUCGUUUUCUUCCUACAUUUUACACAUGUUCCGUAAAGGAUGCGAAGGAUAAUGAUGAAUUUGACAAAGAUGGGCCAAGUGAUGCUGCUUGUCGUGAAGCCAUAGAUGCAUAUCGUCCACCUUCUUUGCCUCAAGUGUGUGUUGGAAUGGAAGAAUCAACCUCAACACAACCGUUAUUAUCAUCGAUUUCUUAG
Molecule: messenger RNA, 1560 nt
Organism: Lactuca virosa
Lineage: Eukaryota; Viridiplantae; Streptophyta; Magnoliopsida; Asterales; Asteraceae
Source: the annotation of a GenBank genome assembly